AUGCUUCCAUCCACCUUCUCAGCCAAUCACUACCGUCACUUGCAUCCGUGCGAGGCAGGCUUUCUGUGUAGUCUUCCGGCUGAUUUCAUCUUCAACUUGACUCAGCCCAGAUCCGACUUGCCACUCAUCGGACAGAUCGCUGCGCCUUUGCAGACCAUUUGGGUGCUGUGUCAUGCUCUGCGACCUCUUCAGCUUCAUGGACUUGGCUCUUGGCAGAUCAACUUCGACAGCCCUAAUGAGGUCCUCUUGUCCUACAUCAACACCAAUCUCGAGGUUUGCAAGCAGCUCUGGCCCACAUGUGAGCACCGGCAUCAACAAGAAGUUCACUUUGAGGAGGAUGACACCUCAUUCUCCCUUCUGGUUGAACCUAUGACCUCAGUGCAGCACUUCUUGCACGCACAUCAACAGCUCUUGGGUUGGGCUCACCGCACCACGCUCUACAGAGAUGGCGUUCCACAGCUUCCGAAUGCUCUCCUACGAGGUGGUGCGUAUCAGAUUGUGGUCUCAAGGCCCAAGCACACACGCCCUGCACCCACCGAUCUCAUCUCUGUCAAGUUGCACGAUGGUGUUGCGUCUUACGAAUUUCAUGGUCCUGCAGGCACUCGCCUAUCCACGAUCCUGGAGACGCUUGGUUUUCGUUACAAGCCUGGCAUCGAGUUCUGCAAUCUCUUCCGCAGCUUUCGAUGUGGAGAUGCUCUGUGGCAGAAUGAGCAGGGCGAGGUUCGUGGCGUAGGCAUUGAUGUGCCCACAGCAACGGGGGUUCAUCACUUUGAAGCCUAUGAGGAAUUGCGUCAAAUCCUCCAGGUACUGCCUAAUUCCACUCGGGAAGCCAUUCAGGUCGUUCCUCACCAUAUCGUCCAGUUGAUCCUCAAGCGUCCGGCCAGCUUUGCUUCUAAGCUACUGAUCAACGAGCACAAUGGUCCUUUCACCUGGCUUGUCUUUCCACUGCUGUUCCAAUCGCAUUGGAGUCUCCUGAUCUUGGACUUCGAGCUCUCGGAAUUCUGGUACUACGAUGGACUUCGUGAUUUUCACUUGGAUUCUGUCAUGCAAGUCAUCUCUCUCAUUACGGAGACUUUCAAUCUUGCCUCCUCUCGACUUCAUCAGAGCAAUCCAGUAGAGCAACAUGGUGGCGACCAUUGUGCAGCGAUCCUCCUGCACAACUUUGGCAUCCAUUUCGAUCUCUGGCAGCCCAUGACAGAUGCUGCGCUUCGACAAUGGGCAACAUCGCUUCAAGCGCAAGAAGAACUCCGAGGCUGUGGCCAAACAGAGCAAUCUCAAACACAUGCCUGGCUCUGCAAGUUCCUCACCAUGAAAGGUGUUCCAGAAGCCGAUGCUCCAGCUCGGGCAACUCUGGCCUUGAAAAAGCUUGGUCAAGCACCUGUAGCCAAAGCUAUAUCUCAGGCCAACCCAUGGGCCGCCCUAAAGCAGUUGGCAAACUCACAGCAACGUCCUUUUCAGUGGAUCCAGCAUGAUGAGUUGAUGAAUCACAUCCAGAAGCGAGCCAAGGAGCAUCAUGGUGCCGCACCUAGAUCGUCCAAUAAGCCCUCCAAGAAGCGCGCUGAACCGGCACCUCCAGUGUCUCCCAGUGCACUGGUUCUAGCUCCCAAGGCCUUUGUUGACGAGCACGAUCAGGAGCUUGCUCAGCUUCCCAUUGACAAGAAAACCAUUUCCAUCAACUCGCUUGCCAUGCUCACAACGACAGAAAUUCCCAGUGCCAUGCACGGAAAGCUCACUGUGCAGCACAUGGUUUGGCCAGCGCUCCUGGCCGAUAGCGCCGCCCCCAUUUUGGUGCGGGGCUCCUGCGUACAGUUAGGAGACCACGCUGUCAAAAAGGUUCUUGGACCGGCUCCGAGUCCAGCCUCCUUUGUGCCCGAGCUCUUCAAGCUCCAAGUCUAUCAAGACCAGUGGCCACUUGCCUGGUCAGACUUCACCCUGAGACCUUUGAAGGCCCUGGUCCAGCACUUUGACUGCCUGCAGUUCUGUGAUGGUUCCACUUGCAACAAUGCUUCUUCGUGCAAGCGCUUUCAUCCAGCGGUUGAAGAAGAAAUUGACAUGGUCAUCUUGGAUGCCUUUGGUUGGAAAUGGAGUGAUGCAACUGGAGCAACAGCAAAUUCCAAGAAGGCUGCCUCCUUUGGAAUCAUGGUUCGUGUACCUCCUUCUGCAGCUCCGGCCCUUCUGGCUAUUUCGGCUACUGAUGGCCUUUACACUGAGAUGCGUGAUCCUCUAUCCAAGGGGCCUAGCACAAAGUAUGCAGUGAUCUGGAUCAAAGGUCGGUACUGGCUGAUUGGAGCGGAGACUGCCUUCACUUCGCCCAUUUUGCAGCUUGGAUCAGCGUCUCUCAUCAUCACACCGAUUGCGGCCAUCAAGAGCAGGGAGAAGAUCCACUACAAGUACGCGAUCCUUGGGCUAGUGCACUUCCAGCUGCGCCGACGGCUUCAGCUCAGCCA
Durusdinium trenchii is the source of this 2447-nucleotide messenger RNA. The record is from the annotation of a GenBank genome assembly. Lineage: Eukaryota; Dinophyceae; Suessiales; Symbiodiniaceae.